Molecule: messenger RNA, 2662 nt
Organism: Gambusia affinis (western mosquitofish)
Lineage: Eukaryota; Metazoa; Chordata; Actinopteri; Cyprinodontiformes; Poeciliidae
Product: protocadherin gamma-C5-like
Exons: 1
Coding region: 194-2662 (822 amino acids)
Biological process (GO): homophilic cell-cell adhesion
Cellular component (GO): plasma membrane
Molecular function (GO): calcium ion binding
Source: RefSeq, a predicted model, not a curated record
CACAAUGCAGAGUGCCAGAGGAGAGAAGGGGACGAGAUUUAUUUUGCAAUAUGAAGAUUUUAUGUUUGGACUUAAAUCCAUAUACAGUAACUUGUAAUCAGAUAUUAGUAGAGAAUGAUAGGUGAGAUGAUUUAUCUAGCAUUGCUUCUGACCACAACAUCGACUGGAUUGGAUAUGUUAUAACGGACCAAGGAUGACAAAGAGAAAUGGAUACCGAGACUGGAGAUGGCUGGUGCUUUGGUGGCAGCAUUUCUUUAUCUUGUGGAGUACGACAGACGGACAGACUCGUUACAACAUCCAGGAGGAGCUGAAACGGGGCUCUGUGGUCGGAAAUCUUGCAAAAGAUUUGGGUCUGUCGUUAGCUGAGAUUUUUGAUCGCAAAUUAACCGUCGCCUCUGAGGCUGGUAAGCAAUAUUUUACCGUAGAUGCUGGGAAGGGUGAGCUGGUGGUGAAUGACAGAAUAGACAGGGAGGCUUUAUGUGGACAAAGCGCCAGCUGUGUGUUGCCUCUGCAGGUCGUCAUUGAAGACCCACUGCAGCUGUUUCGAGUAGAAAUUCAAAUUCAAGAUAUCAAUGAUAAUUCCCCCAGAUUCCCGUCAAGUGAUGUGCUAUUGGACGUUUCGGAAUCCACAGUUAUCGGAGCUCAUUUUCCGCUAGAAAGUGCGGUAGAUCUAGAUGUUGGCAUUAAUUCACUGAAGUCAUAUACUCUGAGUAAAGACGAGUGCUUUAGUAUAAGACUUAAGGAGGUGGCUGGAGGAAGAAAAGUCCCCGAAUUAAUUCUGUCAAAACUGAUAGACAGAGAGAAAAAAGCUGUUCACAAGCUUCUGUUGACAGCUCUAGAUGGAGGUAACCCGGUAAGAUCAGGGACGGCGCAGAUAACUGUUAAUGUCCUUGACAUAAACGAUAAUAUUCCUGCUUUUGAAAAAACCUUGUAUAAAGUGUCCGUUGCAGAAAAUGCUGCGGAGGGUGCAUUAAUAGUACAGACGAAAGCAACAGACUCCGACGAGAAUCAAAAUGGAGAGAUAGAAUAUUCAUUUGGCGCUCACACAUCAGAGAGUGUGCUCUCUGUUUUUUCCAUCGAUCCCACAUCAGGAAAAAUAUUCCUUAAAGGAAAACUAGAUUUUGAAACUGAUGCUAAUUUUGAAUUGGACGUCAGUGCAAAAGAUAAAGGGAGCCCAAGAAUGGAGGGACAUUGUAUUGUUCAUGUUGAAGUUUUAGAUGUCAAUGAUAAUGCUCCAGAAAUAAUACUAACGUCUCGACCAAAGCCUGUGAGCGAAGACUCGCCUAAUGGCACUGUAGUCGCUCUGAUCAGUGCUCGGGACCAUGACUCCGGUGAUAACGGAAAAGUACAGUUACAGCUAGCUAAAAACAAUAACUUUGCGCUGAAACCCUCGUUUUCACAAAACUACGCACUUGUUACAAAUGGUGUUUUAGAUCGAGAAAAAGAUUCUGAAUAUAAUAUUGAGAUAACAGCCACAGACAUGGGCUCCAAUCCACUAUCCAGCAAGAAAACCAUUCAUAUCAGCGUCACUGAUGUAAAUGAUAACCCACCAAUUUUUAAUCAGCCCUCCUAUAAUGUAUAUGUAAAAGAGAACAAAUUACCGGGAUCUAUACUUUGCUCAGUAUCAGCAACUGAUCUGGAUUCAGGUGAAAACGCAAAGAUCUCUUACUCCAUACUGGACUCUAAAGUGCAGGACGUCUCUGUCUCGUCUUAUGUUUACAUUAACUCAGAUAACGGGAGCAUCUACAGCAUGCACUCGUUUGACUAUGAGAAGCUGAAAGUGUUUCAGAUUCAGGUACAGGCAAAGGACCAGGGCUCUCCCUCUCUCAGCAGCAACGCCACUGUCCAUGUUUUCAUCCUGGACCAGAACGAUAAUACCCCGGCUGUUAUUUACCCCUCCUCCGCUGCCCUGGGCUCCCUCUCUCAUCAGAGGAUGCCCCGCUCCGCUAAAGCGGGUCACCUGGUUACCAAGGUAACGGCCGUGGACGCUGAUUCGGGCCAUAAUGCUUGGAUCUCGUACAGACUGGCAGAGGCCACAGACGCCUCUCUGUUCACCGUCAAUCAGUACACAGGAGAGGUGAGGACUAAACGCGCUGUGUACGAGCAGGACGACUCCUCUCAGAGGCUGCUGAUAGAGAUCAAGGACGACGGGCAACCGGUUCAGUCCGCCACCGCCACGGUGUCCAUCCUACUGGAGGACGGUCUCCAUGAACCCAUUUUAGACCUCCGACACAAAAUGUCCGAGCCCAGCAAGAAAACUGGCAGAAUCACCCUUUAUUUGAUUCUGUCUCUGGCCUCAGUGUCCGUGCUGUCUCUGGUGACUUUUCUCGUCCUGGCGGUGAAAUGCAUCAGGGGCAGCAGAAGCAGCGGGAGCUGCUGCAUGAGAAGGAGCGACUGUGAUGAUUACAAGAACCCCAACAGGAACCUGCAGAUUCAGCUCAACACUGAUGGACCUAUAAAAUACGUGGAGGUCCUGGGAGGAGACAUGAUGUCUCAGAGUCAGUCGUUCAGGUCCUGCAUGUCUCCGAUGUCAGAGUACAGUGAUUUCACAUUGAUCAAACCCAGCAGCACCACAGACUUUAAAGAAGUCAUCAGUGUUCUGGACGCGUCUUUACCCGACAGCACCUGGACCUUUGAGAGCCAACAGGUGAGCAUAGCAUGA